Messenger RNA from Thunnus maccoyii (southern bluefin tuna), 3238 nucleotides. RefSeq names its product toll-like receptor 5a (gene tlr5a). Gene Ontology annotation, biological process: inflammatory response; toll-like receptor signaling pathway; immune response. Gene Ontology annotation, cellular component: membrane. Lineage: Eukaryota; Metazoa; Chordata; Actinopteri; Scombriformes; Scombridae. Gene Ontology annotation, molecular function: transmembrane signaling receptor activity; protein binding. The transcript is spliced from 5 exons. The record is from RefSeq and is a predicted model, not a curated record. Bases 107 to 2770 code for a protein of 887 amino acids.
AAGCACGUCAAUACAGAGGAGGGGUGGCAAUCGACUCUUCCCACAGAAGAAAAACUGGGAAGCUUUGCAACUGCAACCCAGGACGUCUUGUUAAAGCAAGGACAAUAUGAAGAUGCUGGCUCUUCAGUUGGUUUUCAUUGGUGUAUACAUACAGGUACCCACAUGCUACCCAUCAUGUACUCUCUACAGGCUCUUGGCUGAUUGCAGCUCACAGCGCCACUAUUCGGUUCCUGCUCUGCCUCCCAACAUCACCCACCUUUACCUGGAGUUGAACUACAUCAGUGAGAUCAACAGCACCUCGGUCCGAGACUUCGAGCAGCUGCUACAAUUAGAUCUUGGAAACCAGCAUGUGCAACUCGUAAUAAGGAACAACGCUUUCCUCAGGCAGAAAAAGUUGACUCGGUUGGUCCUAGGCAACAAUAUUGGCCUUCAGCUGGAGCCAAGGGCAUUUGCAGGACUGUUCAAUUUACAACACCUCUAUUUGGAUCAUUGCAAUUUGAACAACUCCAUACUGGCAGAAAGCUAUCUGCAGCCGCUUUCGUCCCUAGAAACGCUUGAUCUCUCUGGUAACAAAAUAGUGAGACUCAAACCUGGACUGUUCUUUUUAAGUCUCAAAAAGUUCACACAGCUAAACCUCAAAUUGAAUCAGAUUGACAGAUUAUGUGAAGAAGAUCUUGUUAAUUUUAAGGGGAAGUACUUCACACUCCUGAACAUGCACUCCAACCACUUAAGCCACAUGUUUGAUGGAGAUCUUAACUGGGAAAGAUGCGGAAACCCUUUUAGAGGGAUGGCCUUUAAUACCCUUGAUUUAUCCCUCAGUGGGUUCAGUGUAAGCAGAUUAAGACAGUUUUUCAAAGCAAUAAAUGGGACUCAGAUUGCUCAUCUUAUAUUAUCUGGACACAUCGGUAAAGAUUUUUCACAUGACAAUUUACCCGAUCCAGACAAAAGCACAUUCGAAGGCCUCAUGAACAGUGCAGUUGAAAUUUUAGAUCUGUCUAAAAGCCGUAUAUUUGCUCUGCACGUGGCUGUUUUCAGCCCUCUAAAAAAUGCAAUAAUAAUUGAUAUUUCCCAAAACAAAAUCAAUAAGAUUAACAAAAAUGCUUUCAAUGGUCUUCAGGGACAUUUACGAAUGCUGAACCUGUCAUUCAACCUUCUUGGAGAAAUAAAUUCUUACACAUUUACCAGUCUGACAGACCUUAGGGUGUUGGAUUUGUCUUAUAACCACAUUGGUGUAUUGGGAUACAAAGCAUUCAGUGGUCUUCCCAAAUUACGAGCAUUAUAUCUGACAGGAAACUCACUGCGAGACCUGGGUUUCCCUGCAUCAUUGCCAAACUUAGAUUUUCUCCUUUUGGGUGACAAUAGGUUGAAAUCACUGAACAAUAUUGUCGACUUGGGCAUGAACAGUAUUCGUGUGGACAUUACAGACAACAGAUUAACAAACUUGGAGGAUGUUUAUGUCAUUUUUUCUCAUUUCAAGCGUCUCCAAAAUCUUUUCUAUGGCGGCAACUUCAUCAUGUGGUGCACUCUAAGUCCGAACGUUUCAAUACCUCGUAAUAACAGUUUGCAAGUUCUGGAUCUUCAUGGUAGUUCCCUGAACAUAAUCUGGGAAGAGGGGAAGUGCCUUGAUCUGUUUGAUCAUCUCGACAAUGUGCUUGUUCUGGAUUUAAGCUUCAACUUACUCAAGACUCUCCCUGAAGGGAUUUUCAGUGGCCUCAGCUCAAUCAUAGAGAUCGACCUCUCGUCUAAUAAAUUGACCUAUCUGCAGCAGGAUGUCUUUCCCGCCAGCCUGAGAAAAGUCGACCUCUCAAAAAACUUAUUGGCGUCUCCAGACCCUACAACUUUUCAGUCUCUUCUCUUUCUCAACCUUGUGGAAAAUCAGUUCCACUGCGAUUGCAAUCUCGAGAGUUUCCUGACGUGGCUGAACAUGACUAAUGUAACCUUCCUGACCCCAGUUGAGGAGUUCAGAUGUAAGUUUCCAGCCUCUCUCAACAACCUUACUUUGCUGCAUUACUCCAGGAUUGUCAAGCCAUGUCAGGAGGAUGACGAGAGAGCCGUCCAAAAUCUUAAGUUUGCUCUGUUCAUCUUCUCUGCCAUCCUCAUAAUCACCGUCAUCCUCAGUGGGAUUGUUUACACCCAUCUGCGUGGGCACAUAUUCAUCAUCUACAAAAAGAUCGUCAGCAGAGUUCUCGGGGGUCCAAAACCCCCGCCUCCUCAGGAGGAGGUGCAGUACGAUGCCUACCUCUGCUUUAGCAACAGUGACUACAGGUGGGUGGAGGCUGCAUUGCUGAAGAAGCUUGAUAACCAGUUUUCAGAUAAGAACAUCCUGCGCUGUUGUUUCGAGGCCAGAGAUUUCUUGCCAGGUGAGGAUCACCUUUCCAACAUCAGAGAUGCCAUCUGUGGCAGCAGGAAGACUGUGUGCAUCGUCUCCAAGGAGUUUCUUAAAGACGGCUGGUGCCUGGAAGCGCUAUCAUUGGCCCAGGGGUGGAUGCUGGAAAAGCUGACAAACGUCUUGAUUAUGCUGGUGGUAGGGAAGGUGGCUCACUACCAGCUGAUGAAAUACAACACAGUCAGAGCUUGCAUCCAAAGGAGAAAGUACCUCGUCUGGCCCGAGGACCCCCAGGACCUGGAGUGGUUUUAUGAGGAGCUUGUCUCACAGAUACUUAAAAAGACCAAGGUGAAAAAGCUUUCAGAGGACAAACCCGAGCCUGACAUCCAGCCUCACAAUCAGGACAGUGUCCAGCUUGAGAACAUCAGAGCAAUUGCAAUGUAAACUCUGACUGUAUUUUAAAGAAACAUGACUUUAACAAAGAUAACCUGCUGAUACCAAACAUCCAACCCACUGAAGUGUUACGAGCUACGGUCACAGCAAGUUCUCCCUUUUAAAAAAACACCUUUCUGAUUUAUCAGCUUUUCUUCAAGGAGAAAAGGCAAAAUAAGUGUUACUGUUCUAAUCUUCAAAAAAAAACGUAAAGGCAGAAAAAAAACAUCUUUGAUACUUGACAGCUAUAGAAUCAGAUGACGUACUGUAUGAUUUCAGCGAGUAAAACCUGCUGUUAGUCUGCACUGCUGAACAAUUCUGGGCUUGUUUCAGUGUGUUUAGGUGAGUUGUGGCACAGUUUUAAAUCUUUUUCUGUUUUGUUUUGUCAGUUUCAUCGUUUACAGCUCAACAUGAAUCAAUGAUAUGUACAAACAAAUGAUUGUUUAGUUUAAUUCAAUAAAUAAACUAUAAUGUUGAAUA